AUGCAGCCCCGAAUGCGUUUCGAUGAUGUUGCGUGGGAGGAAAGCGAAAAUAUCGAAAGUGCUUGGGUGAAAGCUAUUCUCCAAGAAACAUCUCUCCGAGCAAUUGGCCAAUUCAUCGUUAAACAUCGACAGGGCAUCCCAACGGAGCUGUGCGAUCCUAAAGCCGGGGCUUUCAACGUCCAUUUCCGCAUGAAAUUUCAAGAUGGCGGCUCGGCCGUAAUCCGAUUUCCUAAGCCAGGCUGCACUAUGUUUCCCGAGGAGAAGAUCCGAAACGAGGUCGCUGUGAUGAAGUAUAUCCAGGAUAACACUUCUAUACCCGUACCAUUUAUUCUGCACUGGGGGACAAAGGAAGAAAGUCCUCUUGGACUUGGACCAUUCAUUAUAAUGAAAUACAUCGACCACGACACGGACGUCGGCAAGGUACUGGACAUGCCUGAGCUAGAUUGGAGGGAGCGGCCACGGCUUGACCCGCAUGUUGACCCGAAUAAACUCGAAGUGCUUUAUCGCCAGCUUGCCGAUGUCCUGCUGCAGCUAUCCAAGCUAGAGUUUCCAACGAUUGGUUCUCUUGAGGAGGUUGACGAAUUUACAUGGGAAGCUCGGCGACGUCCUCUCUCUAUCCACAUGAACGAGCUGGUAAGAUUGGGGACGUUGCCACGAGACAAGUUGCCAAACGAAACAUACGGCGCUUCAUGCGACUACUUUGAAGCAUUAGCACAAUUACACAUCGAUCAUCUGAAGCACCAGAGAAAUGACGCCGUGGAUUCCGAAAUCGAUUGCCGGCGUAAGUACAUCGCCAGGCGUUUAUUCCAGGGACUCUCCAAACAACGCAAACUAGCAUCCAGUACAUUCACUAAUGGACCAUUUAAACUGUGGUGUGACGACCUCAGACCGUCAAAUAUCCUGCUGGAUGCGAACAUGCAAAUCGUCGAGGUGGUAGAUUGGGAAUUUACAUAUGCUGCGCCAGCCGAGUUCUCCUUCGCGCCGCCUGAUUCAUCGCCACGGUGCGAACUCGUUCACAAUCAUGCCUUGAGCCAGGGAGAGACUGUCAUUGUGACAAGAGCGCUGGAUCUGAACACCAUGAAAGGAAGCAGGAAAAGGAAGCCUGAAGAUGAGCGAGACGAGACUACCUUGAAAAGGCGGCAAUUAGACGACUCGGUUCCAGCUUGCACAACACACCAGGUUGAAGCGAUUGUCGACCAACCCAUCAGGCGAGAGCAACCAGACGAAGACGGGCAGGUGAUUGUGAAUUAUCCGCCCACGUUUUCAGCCGGCAGCUUCGUUUACGAACGAUCGCUGACAGACUGUACAAGGUCUGUAACCUCAAGCGACCAAGAAGACCAAGAAGACCAAGAACGGAGAGAGGAAGAGAGUGAAUAUUACCAAUGCCGGCGUCAUGUCGCACUGUUACGAGACAAAAAUUGCUAUAUGACGGACUCUAAGAAAGGGAUUUGCCGCGAAAGUGAAGAGGUUAUUGCUCAUCUUUUGAGCACCCCUGCACAACACUCAUAUUUCCGCGACCCUAAUUUCUUAGAGAAAUGGAAGCACGCGCCGUAUCGGAACAAAGAGAGCGUACUUCACCACAUAACCCCCGAACUUGUCCCUUCCGCGGAAGCACGAACGGAUCGUGGCGCACGAAAACUACAAUGGCUUACUGAAAGCACAAACGAAGCAUGGAGUGAGGUAAAGCCCUUGAUAAAGCACCGCCCGCAUCCAGAUUACUCUGUUGGCUUCCAUCGACAGAUAUUCACCAAGCGCGACCGAGAGAAUAUGAUCCCGGUUAGUGACAGAUUUAUCGUUGGUGAGAGCUCAAGGAUCAUGGCCACGCCCCUAAUGUACUUCCCAUUUCUGUCAUGCGACGUGAAGGACCCCGAUGCAUUGCCUUGCCACGCCGACUCUCUGAACGCUCAUUCGGCAACACUGGGUGUACGAGCUGUUGUCGAAUUGUUUAAGGCGGUAAACCGCCUGCACGAGAUUGAUCGCUGGGUACUAGCAUUUUCGGUGUCGCAUAAUCAUCGGGAAGUGCGAAUUUAUGGUCACUACGCUGAUUUUGAGGAUGGAGAUAUACGAUAUUACUGUCAUCCGAUCUGCAUGUUUGAUUUUAUGCACCAUAGUGCUGAGGAGGUCUUCACAACAAAUCGUUUCAUCCAGAACGACUGA
Pochonia chlamydosporia 170 is the source of this 2157-nucleotide messenger RNA. Its product is annotated as protein kinase-like protein. The record is from RefSeq and is a predicted model, not a curated record. The coding region runs from base 1 to 2157 and encodes 718 amino acids. NCBI's taxonomy places the organism in Eukaryota, Fungi, Ascomycota, Sordariomycetes, Hypocreales, Clavicipitaceae. The transcript is spliced from 3 exons.